AUGGCCCUGGUUCUGCAGCUCCUGCUGCUCUCAGGAACUCAAGGAGACCCGGAGGCUUUCUUGGAGGGUCGCCCUGGGGACCGGGUGAAUCUUUCCUGUGUAGGAGUCUCACGCCCCAUCCGCUGGACCUGGGCACCUAACUUUCCAGCCUGUAAGGGCUUGUCCAAAGGGCGCCGCACGAUCAUGUGGGCCUCAUCUAGCGGGACAUCCACGGUGCCCCCUGCCCAGCCUUUCACUGGCCGCCUACGUGCCCUGGACCCUGGCAUCCGGCGGCUGGAGCUGCUCUUGAGCGUGGGAGAUUCGGGCACCUUUUUCUGCAAGGGCCGACAAGAGGAGGAGAGCCGUACGGUGCUUCAUGUACUGGAGGACCCCGCCAACUGUAGGACCGCGGGACGUCCCCAUGGGCCUUUGUAUUCCCAGGUUCUGAUCCCGCUGUUUAGCGCCGGGUUGGCGCUGGGACUAGGAGUGUUGGGCGUGGCCUGGUGGCUGCGCAGGCGCUCUCCCCGGCACCAGCUUCGACCACCCUCCAGAUUUGCUCCGCUCUUGAAAACCGAGCCCCAGAGGCCAGUAAUGGAGGAGCCCAAGCUCCCAGAGGAUCCUGAUCAGGAAGCGAGCCUGCUUUAUGCGGACCUGGACCAUAUGGCCCUGAGAAGCACUCGCCGCCUGUCCCUAGAGGUCCCAGCUGAUGCCUCCACCAUCUAUGCAGUUGUAGUUUAA
This is a messenger RNA of Chrysochloris asiatica (Cape golden mole), 717 nucleotides long. It is a transcript of the gene MPIG6B, whose product is annotated as chromosome unknown open reading frame, human C6orf25. Gene Ontology annotation, biological process: integrin-mediated signaling pathway; megakaryocyte development; blood coagulation. The record is from RefSeq and is a predicted model, not a curated record. The coding region runs from base 1 to 717 and encodes 238 amino acids. The transcript is spliced from 6 exons. NCBI's taxonomy places the organism in Eukaryota, Metazoa, Chordata, Mammalia, Afrosoricida, Chrysochloridae. Gene Ontology annotation, cellular component: plasma membrane.